Messenger RNA from Bradysia coprophila, 900 nucleotides. RefSeq lists its product as uncharacterized. The record is from RefSeq and is a predicted model, not a curated record. NCBI's taxonomy places the organism in Eukaryota, Metazoa, Arthropoda, Insecta, Diptera, Sciaridae.
UAUGAUGUUUUGAUUUAAUUUAAGUUUUAACGUCGUACCAGCAAGUUGGCUGUUGAUUAAGAUAAAUUAAUUUAUUGGUUGCGAGUUUUGUGUGUCGUGUGUCGUCUUCAAUUGUUUCAAUCAAAGGCAAUUUAAAUUUGUCCGAAAAAUCAUCCCAUUACACAAAAUGCCAAGACGUGAAGAGAAAGAAAUUCCAAUCAAAAUCGGUGGCUGGGAUGGAAAAUUUAGAUACGAAAAGCCUACGCUAAAAGAAGGCUAUGUAUUGGUCAGUCAUCGUCGUACACGAUCGAAUCUACACACGCAAGAUCAACGGCCGAAGACACCGCCGCCACAACAUUAUCGGAAAAAUUCGGCCGCAUCAUCGGACAAUGAAGAUCAGUCCGAGUGCAACAAUCCAAAUUUGUUCAGAGAUCAGCACCAUUCGAAUACGAACAAUUUUUAUGGCUUCAGUACGGAACCGGAAAUUCUGCCAACUACCUGGAGUGGAAAAUUCCAACUCGAUCCGAACGAUGUGAGAAUUAAACCGGAAAGAAAUCAAUCGGAUGUGCGAGACUAUGCCGAUCAUCGUAAUUUUGUUGUACGAAAUAAUAAUUGAUUUUUUGAUUGAUCUUAAAAGUAUUUUGUGUGGCGCCAAAAAUGUGCAAUUCGCUAGAAAUCGAUCAAUUUUAAUCCGUUAUUUUGUUUGAGAUGUUUUUUUUUGUGUUGCAAAUGCCCUCAGCAAAUGCUUUCAUCCUUCAUAGUGACUGUAGUACUUGGUGAACAUAUUCGAAUCAUAAUAACUUAACAUUAACUUAUUUUUUGUUCAACAGUUCAACUGAUAAUUUAUUGCAAUAAUUUUACUUAAUUUGUUACUUACGCAAUGCGACUUAAGACUAAUAAAUUUUUUGUUGUUGAAAAAAA